Messenger RNA from Fusarium redolens, 1493 nucleotides. RefSeq lists its product as uncharacterized. The transcript has 2 exons. The record is from RefSeq and is a predicted model, not a curated record. Bases 144 to 1118 code for a protein of 324 amino acids. NCBI's taxonomy places the organism in Eukaryota, Fungi, Ascomycota, Sordariomycetes, Hypocreales, Nectriaceae.
GUUCGUUUACCUCCAUGCCUAUGACUCUACCUUGCGCCGAAAUUCAACGCUAACAAGUACUUACAGUAGGAGCAUACAGCCCGUCCUCACAAGGUACUAUUCAAGACUGCAUCACUGUGGCUCCUCGUCACCCUAAGGCGCAUAUGGCGCGAGGGAGCUCUUCCGCUGCUCUUCGGCCAGGUGAGGACGGUCCGAAAUACGAUCUCACAACACUUGCGAAUCCCAUCCGACCAACUAGCAGACCUCAUGCCCCGAUGUUUAAUCUAGAACAGGUUUACGACGUCUUCAACGACACCCCUUGGGGAAAUCAACAAAGCGACACAGUGGGGGAGCAGAAUCCCACCGAACGUCGCCGAAACAACAACAAAACUGCUCAGUCUAGAGUCUCGAAGCAGACAAAGAGAAAACCCCUUGGACCUCGAGCUGGCUCGGGAGUCUCCAAGCCCCCCCAUCUGCCCAAGCAGCCCGUCACGCAACCCAAGCGAUCUAAGAGUCCUCAGGGGAAGAGCCCAAUCGAUGUCGUUGCCAGAGGGGCCACCUCAACCCCAAGCAACCCAAGCGACCCUGCCCCUUACUAUGAAGUUGCUCGCGCCCCUAAUCUCAGCAGACCAAUUCCCGACUUUGAUCCGGCUUUGAUAUCUGCUUGUCCCAAGCCACUAUCGCCUUCAGAGAUGUUGGAUGCAGACAAGUACUUCCUCUAUCAGAUGGCCACAGCUCGUCACCUGGCCUUCAACGGUGUUUCGGGCCCAUACCAGGUUGGUCACUGCUUGUGUGACGUCCAUAAGGCAACCGGGAAUCUCAUCAAAUUUGCACGAGCCUGCACCGCUCCAAAUGGCGAAAAAUAUUGGCGCCAUCUCAUGACAAAUGCGUCUAUUAAGGCUCAAGAUGGGUCUACCCUGACAGGCAAGCCAGCAGCACUCUCAAAUGGAGCCCUGAUUUGGAUGGCAGAUGAGGAAGGGAAGGCUAUAGCUCCUGAAUGGACGUUCAAAGAGCCCCAAUUCUUGCCUCAAUCCUCGGAGGGCCAGGAAAUGGGACAGCAUCCAAAGCAAGCUCAGCAGGAUAUCAACCCAAUCCAUCCUGGACUCAAGACUACUAGCAAAGAUCCUUUUUGGUGGUGAACGACACAAGAUCGUUGCCAAGUUGCAUGGAUGGAGCAUUGAGCGUCCCGAGAGAAUGUUUGAGUGAACAUCCCUGGAAAUAGCCACACCCUGGUUUGGCCAUGUGCGAGUCUCUUCAGUCCUUCUGGUUCAUAUGACGAAUCACAUAUGGAGUACGGAGUAAAGAACUGUGUUUGGAUCGGGUUGACCCGGAGGGUCUUGGUUUAUACAUUGACGUAUGGUCGGAAACUUGUUGUUAGCUGGUCUCUGGAGUUUGAUAUACUCGAUUUUGAGUUUUGAUGAAAUUCUAUCGCUACUAGGUAAUAAUAAUGCUAAUUGCCGAUGAAUGAGUGGUAGUUGUCGAAUCAAGUGGCCAUGAUUGAUGAUUACGGAAGA